Cyprinodon variegatus (sheepshead minnow) is the source of this 1240-nucleotide messenger RNA. It is a transcript of the gene exosc2, whose product is annotated as exosome component 2. Lineage: Eukaryota; Metazoa; Chordata; Actinopteri; Cyprinodontiformes; Cyprinodontidae. Gene Ontology annotation, molecular function: RNA binding. The record is from RefSeq and is a predicted model, not a curated record. Gene Ontology annotation, biological process: exonucleolytic trimming to generate mature 3'-end of 5.8S rRNA from tricistronic rRNA transcript (SSU-rRNA, 5.8S rRNA, LSU-rRNA); TRAMP-dependent tRNA surveillance pathway; nuclear polyadenylation-dependent rRNA catabolic process. Gene Ontology annotation, cellular component: nuclear exosome (RNase complex); cytoplasmic exosome (RNase complex). The coding region runs from base 208 to 1089 and encodes 293 amino acids. The transcript has 9 exons.
GAGAAGAAGCUUUGUUGCCUAGCAUGGUUUGUUCAUAGCAGUAGCUAAAAGAAGCGUUUUAAAGCGGGUCCCUAAAUUAUUAUUAAUACCAAGGGUUGGGAGAGAGAUAAUCUCAUAGUCUUUUGGUCUACUUCGGCAAAAACGCCCAGUUAAAGCUCAGAAAAAAGAAAAUUGUGAACUGAAUCAAGAAGGAGGGAAGUGUGAAGCAUGGCUGUAGACAUGAGAUUACCAACUAUUAAAACAUCAAUGUCUCUGUCAGUUCCUGCUGCUGGCCGAAAGGAUCUGGUUGUCCCCGGAGAUGUUAUCACUUCAGACACCGGCUUUAUGAGGGGACAUGGCACUUACGUUGAUGAAGACAAGCUGACAGCAUCAGUUGCUGGAGAGGUUCAGAGGGUGGACAAGCUAAUAUGUGUCAGACCCCUUAAGACAAGAUUCAAUGGUGAAGUUGGAGAUGUUGUAGUUGGCAGAAUCACAGAGGUUCAACAGAAGCGUUGGAAGGUGGAAACGAACUCCAGACUGGACUCUGUCCUCUUGCUUUCAUCUGUCAACCUGCCUGGUGGAGAACUGAGGAGAAGAUCAGCAGAGGAUGAGCUCACCAUGAGAGAAUACCUUCAUGAAGGCGAUCUCAUCAGUGCAGAGGUGCAGUCUGUCUUCUCAGAUGGGGCCCUGUCACUUCACACUCGCAGUUUAAAGUAUGGAAAAUUGGGUCAAGGAGUGCUGGUGCAGCUUUCUCCUUCACUAAUCAAGAGGCAGAAAACACAUUUCCAUAACCUACCCUGUGGCGCAUCCAUCAUCUUGGGGAAUAACGGCUUUGUGUGGUUGUAUCCAACGCCGGGACAACAGGAACAGGAAGCUGGGGGCUUCUACACCAGUCUGGAGCCUGUAAGCCUGUCAGAUCGGGAGGUGAUUUCUCGGCUGAGAAACUGCCUGCUGGCUUUGGCUGCACAUAAAGUGCUUUUGUACGACACAAGUGUUCUGUAUUGCUACGAGUCCUCCCUCCAGCAUCAGGUCAAGGACAUCUUGAAACCAGAAGUGAUGGAGGAAAUUGUAAUGUUGACACAACAGAAGCUGCUGGAACAGGAAGGUUAAAAACCAGUGUAUAACAAAAAUGUAAUCAAAUCUAAUUCUGAUCUAAAUCUAAUUUUGACCAAAUUAUUUCACAUUAAAAAGCUGGUAUAAAAUUUUUUUUACUUGUUUAGAAAGUUAUCAAAGUGUUUUGAUGAUGUACAAUAUACAAAGU